AUGGGUAAGCAGAAUAGCAAACUGCGUCCGGAGAUGCUUCAAGAUCUUCGGGAGAACACAGAAUUCUCUGAUUUGGAACUUCAAGAGUGGUACAAGGGCUUCCUCAAGGACUGUCCCACUGGCAUACUCAACGUAGAGGAGUUCAAGAAGAUCUAUGCCAACUUCUUCCCUUACGGCGAUGCCUCCAAGUUUGCCGAGCAUGUCUUCCGCACCUUUGACACCAAUGGUGAUGGCACCAUUGACUUCCGAGAGUUCAUCAUUGCUCUGAGUGUCACUUCGCGGGGGAAGCUGGAGCAGAAGCUCAUGUGGGCCUUUAGCAUGUAUGAUCUUGAUGGGAACGGCUACAUCAGCAGGGAAGAGAUGCUGGAAAUUGUGCAGGCCAUCUACAAAAUGGUCUCUUCGGUGAUGAAGAUGCCAGAGGAUGAGUCAACUCCCGAGAAACGGACAGAAAAAAUCUUCCGACAGAUGGAUACCAAUAACGAUGGCAAACUUUCUCUGGAAGAGUUCAUCAAAGGUGCUAAGAGUGACCCAUCCAUUGUGCGGCUGCUGCAGUGUGACCCCAGCAGCGCCUCGCAGUUCUGAGCACCUCCCUCUCCGCACAGAAAAUGGUGGUGGGAUGAAGGAGCCACCCAGAGUGGCAGCACCGCCUCACGGAGCUCACCGCCUCCCUGCUCCAAUGAGACAGCCAACUUCCUGUCAUCCCCUGGGGAAAUGGACACGCUCCCCAUCAAACAGCACUGCCAAUAUAUUUACUUCUUCUGACUCUCACAGUUUUCGGC
Messenger RNA from Eublepharis macularius, 779 nucleotides. It is a transcript of the gene HPCA, whose product is annotated as hippocalcin. The record is from RefSeq and is a predicted model, not a curated record. The transcript is spliced from 3 exons. Bases 1 to 582 code for a protein of 193 amino acids. Gene Ontology annotation, molecular function: calcium ion binding. NCBI's taxonomy places the organism in Eukaryota, Metazoa, Chordata, Lepidosauria, Squamata, Eublepharidae.